AAUAUAUGUAUUUUAUUUCAAUUUAAAAAAUAUAUUCUUAAAAAAUUUCCUGCAAAUUCAAUUUCCCUCAAAAUGCCUCGCAAAAGUUUCGUACCUCCCGUUGAUCCCUGGGAACGUAAAAAACUUGACGAAAUUCAUCAGAAAAAUCUCAAGAAUGCGCGCAGUCUUGUCGACUUUAAACCACCCAAGAUAUUUGCUUCCACUUAUCUAAGAGUGCCAAAAUUAAAAGAUGAUUUUGUGGCCACUAGAAGAAUUUUAAAAGACAACAUACACCUUUUGACCAAACUCAAUUAUAUACAGAAAACUCAUGGUUUUACCGAAAAUAUUAAUAAAAUUAUACCCAUCAAAUCUAAUCAUUUUAUACGCUUGUCAAAACGUUUAAAAGAAAUUGAAGAGGAUAAUCAUAAAUUGGGUAAGAGGAUAUUAAAAGCUAAAUCAUCGAUGGACACAAGAAGAGGAAUGGAGGAAUUAAGAGCUCUAAGAAGAAAUAAUGUUAAAUCCACUAUAUCACAGGCCACUAUGAGGGAAUAUAUGGAGGCUGUUAAUUGUCAGGAACCUUACCUAAUGGGCAAACUCUUAAGACCCAAAGUCUUUAUAGAUCUUUAUGUUAAAAAUGUUAGACCUUUGGGACGUAUAGUUAUACAACUAUAUACAGAAGCUUGUCCGGAACUUGUAUUAGAAUUUGUGCGUUUGUGUUCAAAACGUCAGGUGGAUUUGCUGAAAUUUAUACGUAUAUUUCCUUUACUCUGGAUAGAAGGAGAACUUUGCGUUUCCGAAAAUGUUCUGAACUGUUCUGGAUAUUUGUAUAAUAUGCAUUGUUUAGAUCAUGGCAUGGGUCCUGGUGUUCUUUCUUUUGCUAAAUGUUAUUUAAAUGGUUUUCCUCCUGGUUUGCUAAAUUUCUCGAUUAGCUUUAAAGCUUUAUCGGUUUUAAAAGGCGAGAGAGUACCUUUUGGAGUUGUCAGCCAAGGUCUUAAGGUUUUGGAUUGUCUACAAGACUAUGGCACAAAAAAUGGUAAAACCAAAAAGGAUAUAGUAGUAGUCAAUUGUGGUAUGUGGCGUUGAGUGUGUUAUUUUGUUUUAUUGUAAAUUAUAAUUUUAUUCUCUGUAAAAAUACCACAUAUCCUACUUUAUCGGAUUUCCCUUAUAAACUUUUAAACAAUAUCAAAAAAUUUAUUACAAUAUACAAAUACCAAUUGGAAAUAUAAAAAAUAUAUCUACAUAUAAUUCAAAUUGUGGUGUCUCUUAAAUGCCAAACGCAGUUUAUCGGCAUUUAAAUAUAUUCAAGUACAUUUAACAAGUAUAAUACAACUAAAAUAGGUUAAAUAGCUUGAGGUAAAAUAUCUAUUUGAGAGUGUUUGCUGCAAUUUAAAAAAAAUAUCAUAUGAAUAUUAUAUAUAUGUAGUUUGAGUGGAUAAAUAUAUACAAAUAAAUAGCAAAAACACAAUUACAAAUAUCUGACAUACUAACACAUACAGAUAUUUAUUUUAUAUAUUUCAAAAAUUUAACAUUUACAAAUGAAUGUACAAGUGUAUGUUGCGAAUGUGUGACAAUAUUUGGUAAUUUUGCACAAAUAU
Molecule: messenger RNA, 1574 nt
Organism: Lucilia cuprina (Australian sheep blowfly)
Lineage: Eukaryota; Metazoa; Arthropoda; Insecta; Diptera; Calliphoridae
Exons: 1
Coding region: 73-1062 (329 amino acids)
Biological process (GO): protein peptidyl-prolyl isomerization
Molecular function (GO): peptidyl-prolyl cis-trans isomerase activity
Source: RefSeq, a predicted model, not a curated record